CUGCUAGUCGUCCAGCAGAAUCCUCAAGGCCUGCCAGGGAAUGGGCAUCUUGUGGCUGAACAGCCUUCCUCUGCUUCUUAGAAGAAGUGUAGAAAUACCCUCUAUGGGAAUAACCCUGAGUGUGUUUCUCACAACUGCAAGGUGAGUUCACCCAACAAGCGGUCUGGAGUAAACAUGUCAGAAACGGCACUCAAGUUUGGCCCAGAGUGGGUACGAGCUCUCUCUCAUGGUGGUAGUGUAAACUCCCCACCCCCCAGUCCUGGCCUCAACAAGUAUAAGUUGGCAGAUCACCGGUAUGGCCGUGAAGAGAUGUUGGCAUUGUUCGACAAGCACCAGAGUCCGCCAGAUGGAAUACUAGCACUUGGGCCACUGUACCUUGAACAUCCUCAAGAUCCCCUGGCACUUAUACCCAUGAAUGAAGAUGAACAGCGGAUGUGGCAGAGAGGAGUAAACAGUGAUGCUGUGUUACGGCAGACAGGAAGACCCCCAGUGAAUGGUGUUGGGCGUGGCAGGGGUGGCAGUGUGGACCGUGGGCGAGGCCGGGGACGGGGCACUAGCUCGUACUACAGUCGAGGCCUGAGCUAUGAUGAAGAGGCAGAACCACGGGGACCGAGGGAAGGUGGAACAAUGACACUCGGAAUGGGGAUAAGAUGUAACCAGAAUGGGGUGCCACUCGCAUCACUCCUCCAACUGAGCAAACCGUUUGAGCGGUCCCAAAGUGUGCAUGAACAGCGUGCAUGGAGUGAGCGAGGCACAGCAGGUCCAGUUGGGACGGUGGGUGGCACUAGUGGCACUGAAGAUCGCAAUGGAGCCAUUUCACCCCGCAAGGAGCAAGGAAGGGCCUCGACUGAGAACUGGAGGUCCAGGGGAAGCGAAAAUGAUGAGACCGAGCGAUGGAGGGGUGUCGGCAGCGGGCGCAGCGAAAAGUGGGGUGCACGAUGUGGUUGGCGAGAGAGAGAGAAUGGCCUAGAUGGAGACUGGGAUGAUGGCUCUGGACGAGGGACUGGCAGGGGUGUCCCAGUCUCCUCACGUAAUACGCGGCAACCUUGGGAUGACAAAGAUGGACACCACAGGAAAUCAUGGGAGGAAGAUAACUUACCAGAAUGGGCAACUGAGAAUGCAGAUGAGAAGGGUGGAAGCUUUGAUGCCUCGGGUGCUUUCCAUGGCCCAGGUUGGUCAGAUGAGGAGGAACCAUCUGCUGAGAACCGAGGUGGUGGACGGCCAAGGCACAAGUCCACAAGUCCAGACAAAACAGUUAGAGGGAGGGUGACUGUGCUUCCAAAGCCAGAAUUGGGCAAGAAAAAGAAUGACGCAGAGCAAGAGGAAAGGAGUAAAAACAGUGGGUCACCCUCUGAGCCUGGUCAGGAAAAAUCACUUCCAAAUGCAGUAGGAGCCAGCCAUGAAAGUGGGAGUUCAAGAGAUCUUGCAGAAUCACAGAGAAUGAUGAGAGAAGACGACUCUUUGAAAGAGGAAAUGCCAGUCACGAAUUCUGUGGACACAGUCUCAAGUAGUCAUGCUUCGUCCCCCCUCAUUAAUGGUAUAUCUGGUGAUGAGGACAGUAGCAGAGAGAUGAAUCCAGCAGAAGGAAAUGAUGGAAGUGGUACAGUUCCUGGCCACCAUACCAACUCUCCUGUCGAGCCCUUGCCUGAAGAACAGAGACAGGGAGAGGAAGAGAAAUUAGAACACAUGCGAAGUGUUGCUGAUGAUCUGGUGGCGAAGCUGGUGGAGGAGGAUGACAUGAGACCUCAGGCAGGGGGGCCUAGCCAGGGUGUGGCACCAUCUGGCCCCAUGGGUGCAAUUGUGGAGUCAGGGAGCCAUGCUUCGCAAAUACCCGGGGAAGACAAGUGGUACUACACGGAUCCUCAGGGUGAGGUGCAGGGGCCGUUUAGCUGCAGUGAUAUGGCUGAGUGGUAUAAGGCUGGCUACUUCACCUCAAACUUGCUGCUCAAGCGCGAGUGUGAUGACCAGUUUGCUCAGCUUGGAGAGUUGACGAGAGUGUUUGCUCGAGUACCUUUCUUACCUGGACCACCCGUACCCCCCUUAAAGUUAGCAGAGUUGCUAGCAGCCCAGAAGCAGCAGGCUGAGAGGGAGAGAAUUGAGUUGUUGCAGAAUUAUAUGCUUCAACAACAAGUUUACCAACACCAAAUGGCUAUUAGCCGUCAGCAGGUUCUGCAGAAGCUUCAGAGCAUGGAUGAGUGGAGCAGCCUCAACCAACUACAGCAGCAGCAGCUCUUCAUGCAGCACAUGAUGAAUGUGCUGCCGACCCAUCCCCCUGUGCCCCCCACAGUACCCCCCUCUACCACACCCCCGGCAGCGAUACCCACCACAACUCAGGUGUCAGCAGCCGGGCCUGAUCCUAGAGUCAUGCCUGGGCAUGUACCUCCACCCGUCUCCAAACCUCAGGACCCCAUACAAGCUUUGGUUGCACAAAUGCAAACAUCUUCGGCUGCAAGCAGCACAGCCAUGACAUCUUCAGAGGGAUUACCAACAUCACAGCUGACAGCAACAUCAAUGGCAGCAGAAAAUCCUCUCCAGAAGUUGUUAAUGCAACUGCAGCGUGGCCAGCAAACAGGCAUGACAACAAUUGUGCCUCCAAGUGGGCCACUAGGGGUGUCUGUCUCUGGAGGUAAUGUGCCAGGAAUGCCUGCUGCAGGAAUCCCUCUAGACAAGCCCCCAGAGCAGCAGUUUGAUGCUAUCCAGUCCUUGAUGCAGCAGCUGACCAAAAUGCAACCUCCCACACCAGAGCAGGAAGAGCAGCAGAGAAGACUCGAGGAAGACCAGAAGCGCAUAGAGGAAGAGCGGAGACGCCUAGAGGACCAGAAGAGAGUUGAGGAGGAAAUAAAGAUGGAAGAAAUGAGACUAAAAGAGGAACUGAAACGGCAAGAGGAGCAGCGGAGAACUUUGGAAGCCCUCCGCCGGCAGCAUGAAAAGGAGAAAAUGAGGUUAGAAGAGGAGAGACGAAAGAUCAAAGAAGAACAGAUUAGGAGACAGGAGGAAAUAAGGAGAAUUGAAGAGGAGAAGUUGAGGAAAGAAGAGGAGGAGAAGAGAAAGAUCCAGCUCUCAACUUGUCUGUUGCCCAAGGACCAGCAGAGAGCAGCUGAGGUGAAGCGGAGGCAAGAGGAAGUGCGCCAGGAAGAGCUACGACAGGAGGAAAUUCGGAGACAGCAGCAGCAGCAGAAGCAGAAGCAGGAAGAAGCUACUAGAAGGAAAGAGGAAGCAAGAAGGAAAGAAGAAGCAAGAAGGCAGGAAGAGGCAAGGAGGCAAGAGGAGGAAAGGAGACGGCAAGAGGAGGAGAGGAGGAGGCAAGAGGAGGAGAGAAGAAGACGUGAGGAAGAAGAAGAGGCUCGGCAGCAAGCCCAGAUUCAGGAAGAGAUGAGGAGGAUUGCUCUGGAGGAAGAACGCAGACAUAUGCAGCAGAUAGAAGAGGAAGAACGCAAGCGCCAGGCAGAAGAGGAAGAGAGGCGGCACCAACAUCUCCUGCAGGAACACCUCAAAAAUAUAUUACCAGCAUGGAACAAACCUCCUCCAGUGGCAACACCUGAGGCUGCACCUGCACCAUCUCUUGCAGAUAUUCAGAGAGCACAGGAAGAGAAAGAGAGAAGGGAGCGUGAGAUGGAGCAACAGAUGCAGCAACAGAGACAAAGAGAAGCACAGAGACAAGCAGCCGAGGAAGCCAGGCAGAAGAAUGCAGGGUUAAAGUGGGCAGCUCGUGCUCAGGCCAAUUCAGCAGCACAACAGCCUGUCAAAUCCCUCUUAGAGAUUCAGGCUGAGGAGGAGAAGGAGCUUAAGAAGAGACAGGAGAAAGAGGCUGCCGAACGUGCAGCUGCUGUCAGUCACCUGAGUUUGGGAGCUGCAGGUGUCUGGGGGUCAGCCAUGUCCAACCUCUCCUGGGCCAACCGUGCCUCCACAGCUGCUCCCUCACCCUCACCCAACAAUAUGUCUAGUCAGCAGUGGGGGGGAGCAAAUGGUGGGCACCUUGGCUCAGGAAAUCAGUGGCACAACAAUAGUCAGUCUUCAGCCACAACCAAUGUAGGUCACUCAGUGUGGAAUAAGGACCAUUCUUCCAUCUGGAACCAGUCAGAAACUCCUGCCUCUGCAGCAGGUGGAUUCUGGGACAACCCAGAGCCAGUGAAGGUUAACAAGGCUGUGACAACAACGGGUCGUAAUCCUGGGAAGCCAAACACUCAGAAUCCUGGGAGCAAGCCUGUGGCUCCUGCACAAAAUACAAAUAAUAACCGAGCCAGCAAGAAGAAAGUGAAAGAUGAGAGUGACAAUGUUAAGAAAUUAUUUGCUGACAGCAUAUCUCCGGCUGAUAAUUUCACUCAGUGGUGCAAAGGCUCACUCCACACUAUGAAAGUACAUGCCUCCAUUGACAUUCCAACGUUUGUGACUUUCCUCUCUGAGGUGGAGUCCCCAUAUGAAGUCCAUGACUACAUCCGUUCAUAUUUAGGGGACAGCAAGGAAGUUAAGGAAUUUGCAAAGCAAUACCUGGAACGGCGAAGUAAAGCUCGCAAUGCACAGAAGGAACGUGAGGUGGAGGAUGAUAUCCUGGCUCCUGCCCCUGCUGUGAAUCCAACCAGCACAGAGUUCCAGGAAGUUAAGGCUCGAAGCAAGAAGGCCAAUAAGAAGAAAAUGCAGAAGGUUGACAGCAGUAUCCUUGGAUUCAGUGUAACCUCCAAUGAUCGCAUUAAUGUUGGGGAGCGUGACUAUGCAGACUAAUGGCGGGUUGAAGUUGUGAUAGCAAUGAACAGUGAUUGGGUGCUGGAAGUGACUGAGACGGGAUUAUAACCUUUACCUUGUGGGCCCUUCACCCUCAGGGAUGCCUGGCUGUAACAUGUGGCUGUGUUUGUACCACAUCAUGUUGCACACUCAAAAUUAAAGAAAAUCUGUUUCAUUGAUAUUUUUUAGAGUUUUUUCCCCUUGAACAAAUGUUAAAAGCAAAACAGGGUGAGGUGGCAAUCAGUCUCCGGGAAAGUAGAUAGCUUGAUUUGUAUCUUCACAUAAUGAGCAAGUUUUAAUCAAAGAUCAGCUUUCCGGUAAAAAGAAAACCAUAAAUAAAUUAUUAGUUAUACUUACACCAAGUAUAAAGGAAACAACAUUUAUGCAAAUAGAAAUUAUAUUGGUAAUCCUUUUUCUGAAUGCUAUAUGUGAAUUGCCACACUUGACUCUGUAGAGUUGUUCAAACAUAUUGCUUUAUUUUUCUGUGAAAGUUUUAUACAUUUUCUUUGAGUGAAGAUAAGUUGACCAGUGUGUUUUAAUGGUACACAUUACAAGUGUUGGAUUACAUCCUCCAGCCAUAUGCAUAAUUAUCAGCCAUGUCAGUUCAUUAAAUGUAAGGUAAAUUCUUAUCUGUGAUAGAUUCAUGCUUGCAAACCAGGUAUGUAAAGAGGGGCCAAAGAAGCAGACUUGCUCUUGGCUUGUGUUGUGACCACUGUACUCCUAAUUUGCCACCUGUCCAUGCUCAUCCUCCUAUCAGUAUUAUAUAUCUGAUCAUUUCAUUAUAUUUCAUACACAGCAACCUCAGAGUCAAGCAAAUCUUGUUUAGGAACAGUGAAUAGGUAAAAGCAUGUUUAAUCAUAUGAUUAUUAUUAUUUGUAAAACAU
Molecule: messenger RNA, 5603 nt
Organism: Penaeus chinensis
Lineage: Eukaryota; Metazoa; Arthropoda; Malacostraca; Decapoda; Penaeidae
Gene: Gyf
Product: GRB10-interacting GYF protein 2-like
Exons: 24
Coding region: 175-4719 (1514 amino acids)
Molecular function (GO): protein binding
Source: RefSeq, a predicted model, not a curated record